AUGGAAAAAAAAGAAUUUCGUGUGCUCAUUAAACACUGCUUUUUGAUGGGAAAAAAUACCGUCGAAGCAAAACAACUGUGGUUGGACGAUCAUUAUGGCACCUCUGCACCAGGCAAAUCAACAGUGAUCGACUGGUAUGCUGAUUUUAAACGCGGUCGUACGGACACCAACGAUGCACACCGCUCUGGUCGCCCAAAUGCGGCAGUUGUUCCCGAAAAAAUCAAGCAGGUCCAUAAAUUGGUUUUGGCCGACCGUAAAUUGAAGCUGGAUGAUAUUGCUGACAUCGUAAAGAUAUCAAAGGGAAGUGUUUUCACCAUUUUACACGACCAUUUGUCGAUGCGGAAGCUAUGUUCGAAGUGGGUGCCGCGUUUGCUGACUGUGGACCAAAAACAGCAACGUCUCGAUGAUUCCGAGAGCUGUUUGGCCAUGUUUCAGAAGAAUCGGAAGGAAGGAUGGACUGACUGUAUAGCCUUAGAAGGAAACUAUAUUGAUGAAUAA
Molecule: messenger RNA, 498 nt
Organism: Anastrepha obliqua
Lineage: Eukaryota; Metazoa; Arthropoda; Insecta; Diptera; Tephritidae
Product: protein GVQW3-like
Exons: 1
Coding region: 1-498 (165 amino acids)
Source: RefSeq, a predicted model, not a curated record